Molecule: messenger RNA, 792 nt
Organism: Elaeis guineensis (African oil palm)
Lineage: Eukaryota; Viridiplantae; Streptophyta; Magnoliopsida; Arecales; Arecaceae
Source: RefSeq, a predicted model, not a curated record
UGGGAAGUCCACGCAUGCUGGGAGACGGCAAGAAAGGGCGAGCGGUUCGGGAAGGAAGAGCGAAACGGAGGAACUGAGGGCAGUAUGCUGUUCCACGUCGGCGGAGGCGGCGUUGCGGCGGCGGCGGGCCGGAUGCUGGUGCGGUAUUUCUCUCGGAAGCGCAGCCCGGACCUUCGGAGGAUAAGCCCCAAGGUGCCCAGAGAGGAGGCGAAGACCAUCUCCAAAGGCCUCUACGAUAUCCUCAAGGACCAUGGCCCCCUGACUGUCUCCAACACUUGGGACUACGCGAAGGAAGCUGGCAUCAACGGCCUGAAUAGCAAAACCCAUAUGAAGAUCUUGCUAAAAUGGAUGACAGGACGAAAGAUGGUCAAACUGUCAUGUACUCACAUUGGUUCAGCCAAAAAGUUCCAUUAUUCAAUUCUGCCUGAGGAGCCGCGUUCUGCUGAACAAAUAAGUUCUCCAUCACCGAUAUCUCAGAGCACAAAACCUUCAAUGCAGGGAAAAAGGCUGGCUAAAAUAACCAACUGAGAAGCAAGGUGAAGCUUUAUGCUGAGUGCCGCUAGGUUGGAUAGUCAACUAAUAUCAGCCUUCCUUGUGUAUUGCUAUCUCACAACCAAGACAAAACCUAAGUUCCUAUUUUGUGGUGUUUGCGGUAAAUCUCAUGUCAACUGACCGUAUAUUGUUUCUCAUGGUUGCCCUUUAAAUUUUGACUGUGAGGCUAUUUGAACGAUAUGAUGAAAUUCAUUAAUCAUUUUAUGAAUUUCAUGAUUGCUAUAGAUUUUGAUUUGAUUA